Peronospora matthiolae is the source of this 465-nucleotide messenger RNA. NCBI's taxonomy places the organism in Eukaryota, Oomycota, Peronosporomycetes, Peronosporales, Peronosporaceae. The record is from the annotation of a GenBank genome assembly.
AUGUUUCUAUGCUUUGUGUGGUCGGUCCGACUAAGCUUACCGUGUGGCAACGGUCCGCCGAUUGCGAAGGUUUCAUUCGCGCCCGUGCAGACGACAGACGGGCCCGAGGAGCUCAGGCUGCGACUUAUUACAACUACCGCAUCUCGCGACAGUUACGCGAUAUUGGACGUCGUCCAAACGUUGGCUGGAUCGGAGCUCGCACACCGCGUGCGAAAUGGCUUGCCACGUCUCAACUGGCCCCUUCCGCCGCUAUGCACUGUCCUUCUCGGUCGUGACGUACGAAACCUGAUGGGCCAUAGUGACCGACUUAAGCGCCAUCGAUGCGUCAAUGAUGUUAGUCGCUUCCUCGUUGCGAUAUCGCCCCGCUCAUUCCGAAAACGCUCGACGUACGCACGUUGUAGUCCGCCCCCUUGGCUUCACAACAACGCGUCGAUUUCGUACUGUUUGCAAUGUCGCAAGGCCUAG